Messenger RNA from Lentinula edodes (shiitake mushroom), 522 nucleotides. RefSeq lists its product as uncharacterized. The transcript has 3 exons. Lineage: Eukaryota; Fungi; Basidiomycota; Agaricomycetes; Agaricales; Omphalotaceae. The record is from RefSeq and is a predicted model, not a curated record. Bases 1 to 522 code for a protein of 173 amino acids.
AUGGGUCGAGCAAAUUGUCCUUUAUUUGCGGAGCAUAUCAUUCUCACUGCAGAGCACUUGUCUCACAGUCUCCCUGCCUUCUUGAGGGAUGAUUUGGGGCAGCAAUGGGGAAUUCCCCCUGAACACCGCUCUCCUGCUUCUGUUUCCGACAUCAUCCUGCCUCCCUCUAACACUAAAGCACCAGCUGUGCCCCCUAGGGCACUUCAAAGGAAUCGGGAGAUGGAAAGCCUUAAGGCUGACGCUUCCUCAUUUUUUUCAUCUCCUCGUUCCACUCGUUCAAGAGACUCGGAUAAAGAGCUCUUAAGUGGGUUCCCUUCUGUGGACUCAGCUCCUCGAGCCUCCUCGUCUACCAAGGUUUCCGUGGGCAGCAAAGAGCCUAAAUCCCAAACUACCGUCAAGGUAGUUGAAGAUUCCAAAGCCUCUAAGCCUACUCCUUCUGCCAUGGUUUACAAAAGAGUUCGACUCCCUCCUACUUUGAGGAAAACCAUGCCGAUGACUGUUAAGAUCAUGUACACUGUAUAA